This is a messenger RNA of Talaromyces amestolkiae, 1074 nucleotides long. RefSeq lists its product as uncharacterized. The transcript has a single exon. Bases 1 to 1074 code for a protein of 357 amino acids. The record is from RefSeq and is a predicted model, not a curated record. NCBI's taxonomy places the organism in Eukaryota, Fungi, Ascomycota, Eurotiomycetes, Eurotiales, Trichocomaceae. Gene Ontology annotation, molecular function: DNA-binding transcription factor activity, RNA polymerase II-specific; RNA polymerase II cis-regulatory region sequence-specific DNA binding. Gene Ontology annotation, cellular component: CCAAT-binding factor complex. Gene Ontology annotation, biological process: regulation of transcription by RNA polymerase II.
AUGGAGUACUCUCCGCAAUAUCAGCAACCGCACGGUCAGCAUCCUCAUGCAGGAUCGCACAUGGCUGGCGCGUAUCAGAAUGCGCAGAAUCCCGGUUCGACCGUUGGUAACUUGACAUCUCCUACAAAUCCACAAGCGCAUAUCCCUCAGAAUCACCAAGCGUCUCCGAUUCUACCUGGCCAAGGCCACUAUCAGCAGUCGCAAAAUGCACCAGGUGCCGUUCACCAACAAAUGAACUUCGCGCAACCAUAUGGUGUCACAACAACGAUGCAGCCUCCCUACGGUAUUUCACCAACGCAAGCUGCCGCGAUGGCCACGGCCGCCGCCUCUGGCCAGUUCUACCCCAUGUCGCAGGAUCAAAUGGCGGGACAAAUGGCACAGGGACCCCGAGGCUCACCACGAAUGGCUGGCGUACAAGUCAAGAAUGAGCGGAAUCCCCGAUCACCGACGCAGGUUUCCGGUCAAAUUCCUCCCAUGCCUCAAGUACAGAUGUCGCAAAAUGCCCCUAUGCAACCAAACCGACGAAUGAGCCAUGUUGGUAGUCCACACCUGACCAACGCGCAACCAGUCCUCAACCAUGUAGGUCGCCCUGGUGUUCCUCCAAACAUGCCUCCACCUCCUCAGCCCCAAGUUCAACAGGCCCAGCCCGCUGGUGAAGCAGUCGCAGGUGGCACACAAGAGGAGUCGCCCCUGUACGUAAACGCCAAGCAGUUCCAUCGAAUCCUUAAACGACGUGUUGCGCGACAGAAACUUGAGGAGCAGUUGCGACUUACUUCGAAAGGCCGCAAGCCAUACUUGCAUGAAUCACGACAUAAUCAUGCUAUGCGACGGCCUCGUGGCCCUGGAGGAAGGUUCUUAACGGCCGAUGAGGUGGCCGCCAUAGAAAAGGGCAAAGGCCUAGAUGGCGAUGAAACGGCCAAACCAGCCGGUGAGAGCACUUCGUCGGCACAGAAACGAAAAUCUGGUGUGGCUGACGAUAAUUCCGCCCAUCCUUCAAAGAGGAAUAAACAAAGCACAAGCGCUGAAGAAGGCGAAGAUGUCGAUUCCGGCGAGCCGUCGGAUGAGGAUGGUUGA